AUGGUGAAGCAGACGAUCCAGAUUUUUGCCCGGGUGAAACCCUUGGGCAAGAGGCAGACCCCCGGGAUAUAUUCAGUUGAUGAAAUUGAGACAUCAGCAUUUGGUCUGGAGAUUAUUGUUCCACGAGAUUUGUCAGAUGGAUUUGUCAAUAACAAACGAGAAAGCUAUAAAUUUAAAUUUCAGAAAGUAUUUGAUCAGGAAUCAAAACAAGAUGACAUUUUUGAAACUAUUGCCAAGCCAGUUGCAGAAUGUGCUCUGUCUGGCUAUAAUGGAACUAUAUUUGCCUAUGGACAAACAGGCAGUGGCAAGACUUUUACAAUCACUGGGGGAGCAGAACGUUACAGUGAUCGGGGGAUAAUUCCACGGACCCUGUCUUACAUAUUUCAGAGGUUGCAAAAGGAUAGCAGUAAGGCAUAUACCACACAUAUUUCUUACUUAGAAAUUUACAAUGAGUGUGGUUAUGAUCUGCUAGAUCCACGGCACGAAGCCUCCAAACUGGAAGACUUACCAAAGGUGACAAUAAUGGAGGAUCCUGAUCAGAACAUUCACCUGAAACAUCUCUCUUUGCAGCAAGCAACCAAUGAAGAAGAAGCUCUGAAUCUGCUUUUCUUAGGUGACACAAACAGGAUGAUUGCAGAGACUCCAAUGAAUCAAGCCUCCACACGUUCACAUUGCAUUUUCACCGUUCAUAUCUCAAGCAAAGAACCAGGAUCAGCAACCAUUCGGCGUUCCAAACUACACUUAGUGGACCUGGCUGGUUCAGAGCGUGUUGGGAAGACUGGAGUUGGAGGCCAGCAACUGACAGAGGCCAAAUACAUAAAUCUGUCUCUACAUUAUUUGGAACAGGUAAUCAUUGCUCUGUCAGAAAAAAACAGAACUCACAUCCCCUACAGAAACUCCAUGAUGACUUCAGUAUUAAGAGACAGCCUGGGUGGGAAUUGCAUGACAACAAUGAUUGCAACGCUCUCAGUAGAAAAAAGGAACAUAGAUGAAUCUAUAUCAACCUGUAGAUUUGCUCAGCGAGUUGCUAUUAUUAAGAAUGAAGCUGUUCUAAAUGAAGAAAUUGAUCCUGGAUUGAUGAUUAUGCGUCUGAAGAAGGAAAUCCAGGAAUUAAAAAAUGAAUUGGCAAUGGUGACUGGUGAACAAAGGCUUGAAGAACUCUUAAAAGAAGAGCUGCUAGAAUUAGAUGAGCAAGUUAAAGAAUUUCUGGAAGAUCCUGAUCCUGAAAGCAUUUUGGAAAUUGGAGCUGACAUGCGGAAGAUCAAAUACUGUUUCAGCCAUUUAAAGAGACUAGUAAAUGAUGCAAAACUUCCUGGCAACCAAUUACUUGGACCAGAUGUUCAGGAAGAUAAAAGUUCUAAUACUGUAAUUGGCAAUGAAGAGUUAAAGAAACUGAAGGAUCUUUUGCAGCAACGAGAUAAUGAAAUAAAUAUUUUAAUAAAUAUGUUAAAGAAAGAAAAAAGGAAAACUCAAGAUGCUCUUCAUCUCAGUGCUUCAUCCAAGGAAAUAUCAGCAACAGAAAGUUCCUUUGAUUUGAAAAACAUGGAGACUGAGCAGAUGUUGCCUGUCAUUUUGGAAACAAAAUCUAAUUCUCACUCGAAAAGCCAAGGUGUGGGAAAAGAAAUGUCACUUGGACGCCAAGAAGCCUUUGAAAUUUUCAAAAGAGAUUAUGUAGAUAGCAUAACUAUUGAAGACAAUAAACAACUCCUUAAACAAAGGUUUGCUGAAGCAAAAUCUCUGGGACAAAAAGUAAAUGAUGUAAGAAAUCAAAUCAAUCAUCUGAAAGAAGAGAUAAUCCAGCGGCACAUGCAAAAGGCAGCACAAGCUCUAAUCAGUCCUCGAGAAAUGAAUCAGCAUGAUCCAGUAGAAGAGGCACUUCGAACACAAAUUGAACAGAAGAAAAUAAGUUAUAAAACAAUGUUUACUCACUUGAAAGGGCUGAAGAUAGAGAUUGAACACUUGCAGCUCCUCAUGGAAAAAGCAAAACUGAAGUUACAAAAAGAUUUUGAAGCUUGGUGGUCUGAGGAAACAAUAAACUUGCAGAGCCAAGAAGAAAAGCCACUUUUGCAGAAUUCAGCCAGUGUUCUAAAGACUCCUCCCUUGUUUUUUGAAAAUCAGCUAUAUCCAGAUACUAUCAGGGUUCCAAAUAACAGCAGAGCCAGCUCCAAUGACGAGUCAACUGUGAAGAGCAGUAUGAGCAGACUCAGCAACUCAAAUUCAGAAAUGAGGAUUUUACCAGAUCCAAGUUCUACCAUCCCCUUCACAGGAGAUCGUCAAACUGAUGCUGAUAUUAUAGCUUUUAUUAGAGCUAGAAAGAACCUCUUACAUAAAAAAGGAUUGGGAGACAAGUAAACCCUGAUUUAUGCAGCAAGGCCUCAUUUUAAAAUUAGACAAAGUAACUGUAACAUUAGGACAAAUGGGAUUGCA
Messenger RNA from Pseudonaja textilis, 2427 nucleotides. RefSeq names its product kinesin family member 6 (gene KIF6). Gene Ontology annotation, biological process: microtubule-based movement. The record is from RefSeq and is a predicted model, not a curated record. NCBI's taxonomy places the organism in Eukaryota, Metazoa, Chordata, Lepidosauria, Squamata, Elapidae. Gene Ontology annotation, molecular function: microtubule motor activity; ATP binding; microtubule binding.